ACUGCGAUUGACUUUCUUUGCCUUCAUUGACCUUUCCCGAGAUCUAUUGUCGAUUAUCCACAUGAGCCGAGAAAUGCGGGGACGUGGGUGACCGAGUCUUGCUGCGGUUGACCAUACGCAUCCCUGCCGUGCUCUUAAUAUCCCCUUAUUCCUUCCUCAUCACCAGCCUGCGGUUAUCGUUUUGCGAACGUGUCCUGCAUCAUCCUGGACGACUAGUGAUUCCGGUGAAGGCGUAUAUAGGGCCGUACAGUCAUCUUUCUUAUGUGAUUGGCCCGCGAUAUUCAAUAUCAUAUUCGAACUAUAUAUACUUUGCAUCCUGUUCUAUCUCUCCUCGGCGUAGCUCUCAAAGUCAACGUCUUCUGAAGCCUAAUCAACAUGGGGAUCCUCAUUCUUGCCGCAUUUGUUGCCCUUAUCUUUAUUGCUCUCUGGAAAGUCGUUCCCUUCGUUGUCCGCCCUUAUCUGUCUCCUCUUCGCCGUCUACCUGGACCACCGAGCCCCAGUUGGUUCUAUGGUCACUUUAGGGACAUUUUCAAGGCGGAAAACUCGGUUUUGCACGAGAAAUGGAUCGAGGAAUAUGGUAAUGUGAUCACAUAUGCUGGUUUCUUGAAUAUCAAUCGUCUAUAUACUCUCGACUCUCACGCUAUGAACCACAUCCUCACCCAUUCCACGGAUUUCCAAAAGCCUGAACAGACUCGUUCUACCCUUACCCGACUUCUGGGUGCUGGUGUUCUUGUAACUGAAGGCGAACAGCACAGGCAGCAGAGAAGAAUUAUGAACCCUGCUUUCGGUCCCUCCCAAAUUCGCGAGCUUACCUCUAUCUUUAAUGAAAAAGCGCUUCAACUCCGGGACAUCUGGGCGGCUCAGCUCCCUUCCACGGGUGAGGCGAAACGUAUCGACGUGCUCAGCUGGCUCAGCCGUGCCACUCUCGACAUUAUCGGCUUAGCAGGCUUUAGUUACGAGUUCAAUAAUCUCGAAGGUAGCAGAAACGAGUUGAACGAAGCUUUCAAGAUCAUCUUCAACACCGAUCAACAAAUCCGCCCAACGGCCAUCAUCCAAGCGCUCAUCCCCAUCUUGCGUUUUGUCAUUCGGGACGAGCGUAUGAAGAAUAUGGAUGAUGCCCAGGCUGUCAUGCGCCGAAUUGGUAUGCAACUUGUUGCUGAGCGCAAAGCAGCUGUCCUCGCUGGGACUUCUUCCGGCGAGAAAGGAGGCGUCGAGCGUAAAGAUUUAGAGGGUAGGGACUUGUUGACUUUGCUCAUCAAGGCGAAUAUGGCCACCGAUAUCCCCGAGAGUCAGAGGUUGAGUGACGAGGACGUCUUAGCUCAGGUCCCGACAUUCUUGAUUGCUGGUCACGAAACGACCUCAACUGCGGUGACAUGGUGUCUUUAUGCUUUAACUCAAGCACCGCGCGUCCAACAGAAACUUCGGGAAGAGCUCCUUAGCGUACCAACAGAAACGCCUACCAUGGAUGAACUCAUGGCUUUACCUUACCUAGACAUGGUCGUCAGAGAGACGUUGCGAAUCCACGCUCCUGUACCCUCGACGGUCAGGACGGCUGUGAAGGAGGACGUCAUACCUGUUGGGGAGCCGUAUACGGAUCGGUAUGGGAACAUUCAGAAUGAGGUCCAUAUCCAGAAGGACGACGUGAUCAUGAUACCUAUCCUUGCGAUUAAUCGGUCGAAGAAGAUCUGGGGAGAGGACUCAUUCGAGUUUAGACCCGAACGUUGGGAAAGCCCACCCGAAGGGGCUGCAGAAAUCCCAGGUGUAUGGGGCCAUCUCUUGACCUUCCUCGGCGGCCCUCGAGCAUGCAUCGGUUACCGCUUCUCUCUCGUGGAGAUGAAAGCCAUCCUUUUCGCUCUCGUACGCGCGUUCGAGUUCGAGCUCGCCGUCAAGCCAGAGGACCUCAUCAAGAAGAGCGGGAUCGUUCAAAGGCCUGUGAUCAUCAGCGAGAAAGAGAAGGGAAACCAGAUGCCUUUGUUGGUGAAGGCUUAUCGGCAUGCUUCAUGAUACGGAUUACAAAUUCUCUGGUCUACGAAUUAUCCCUGACCAUUGACCGGACCACAGACUACACCACAGACUACCUACAGGCAGAAACGCUUUUGUCAUAGGAUCACAUCUUAUGUUGGAAUUUGUAUCAGCUAAUCUGGAUGCAUUAUUGGAUUAUCUAUGCACUUCAGAGUGUUUGUUUCCAGGU
Messenger RNA from Somion occarium, 2191 nucleotides. The record is from the annotation of a GenBank genome assembly. NCBI's taxonomy places the organism in Eukaryota, Fungi, Basidiomycota, Agaricomycetes, Polyporales, Cerrenaceae.